Molecule: messenger RNA, 1320 nt
Organism: Aspergillus clavatus NRRL 1
Lineage: Eukaryota; Fungi; Ascomycota; Eurotiomycetes; Eurotiales; Aspergillaceae
Product: putative pachytene checkpoint component Pch2
Exons: 7
Coding region: 1-1320 (439 amino acids)
Biological process (GO): meiotic recombination checkpoint signaling; reciprocal meiotic recombination
Cellular component (GO): chromosome; nucleus
Molecular function (GO): ATP hydrolysis activity; ATP binding
Source: RefSeq, a predicted model, not a curated record
AUGAGCUCCACUAUUUGCUUACCACCUUGCAAGGAAGUCGCUCAUCAACCAGUGCUUCAUGUCGAAGCUCGCGUCAAAGGCAACAGUGAUGGAAUCAUUGUCCGAACAGACUUGCAGAUCCGCAACGAGAUUACACAGUGGUUAACUGACAACUUUGUCGUCUUAUCUCUUGGACAGGAAAUUCACUCGUUUGACGGCUUAAGGGAACCGUAUGCACAAGCUCUAGAUUCUAUAACUGUGACAGAGUGUACCGGAGGUGAUGUCGAAUCUGGUGCGUACCGUCUUCGGAAUGUUGAGCUCGACGUCCAAGCCUAUCAACUCCGCACACAGCUCGACAAUGAAGGCUCUCAACAUACUCAACAGGUGGAGGACGCCACGGAACUUGACGAUGAUCAGGGAAAAGUAAGGGUUUUGGUGUUACCGAGCAGAGAACUAGACGGGCUAUGGGAGUCAUUGCACUAUGACCAGCCUCUACAAUCAACACUGCUCCGAGCCAUAAGCCGAAUGGUGUCCUUUUCUGCUAGAAAGCUUGACAAAUGGACGAUCAACUGGAACAGACUCAUUCUGCUCUGGGGUCCCCCAGGCACAGGGAAAACGAGUUUAUGUCGCGGCCUUUCUCAGAAACUCGCAAUUCGUCUCGGAAAGCAUUACCCACAAAGUAAGCUGGUUGAGAUCAAUGCACACUCCCUUGGAAGUAAGUUUUUUGGAGAAAGCGGCAAACUGGUUAGUAAGGCUAUUGAGAAUAUCGAGCUACUUCUUGAGGAGGAGGAAGACACUUUUGUCUGUGUGUUCGUAGAUGAGAUCGAGACACUAGCAGCUCGAAGGGAACGUGUGCUGAGCGGCAAUGAACCGUUUGAUGCGGUUCGAGCAGUGAAUGCCUUGCUCACGGGACUGGACCGGCUCAAGCAGCACCACAAUGUCGUUAUAAUUUGCACGAGCAACCUGGUAACAGCAUUGGACCAGGCCUUCCUUGACCGCGUUGAUAUCAAGCAAUUCGUCCCCCACCUGUCAGGUCGAGCGGUGUACGGGAUAUACAAGGAAUGUCUGGAAGAGUUGAGUCGCCGUGGCAUUGUCGAGGGCGGUUCAUUCGACGUUAUCCAGACCAACCCAGAUGAUCCACAGACGGCGUUGCAAUAUGUAGAGCAACCUGGAGAUUCUCUCGUAUUACCAACAUUUGACGAGAUGCUUCUCAACUAUCAAAUGUUUUCAGACGCCAUACCCAAGCAGCUUGCAGAUGCUGCUUACGCCAGUAUGGUAGGCAAAACAAUCAUCGCAAAAGAGAACAGACUUGCCAUUUCUAACAAUGGGCAUAGGGAUUGA